Trichoderma gamsii is the source of this 1872-nucleotide messenger RNA. RefSeq lists its product as hypothetical. Gene Ontology annotation, cellular component: fungal-type vacuole. Gene Ontology annotation, molecular function: serine-type carboxypeptidase activity. Lineage: Eukaryota; Fungi; Ascomycota; Sordariomycetes; Hypocreales; Hypocreaceae. The transcript is spliced from 6 exons. The record is from RefSeq and is a predicted model, not a curated record. Gene Ontology annotation, biological process: proteolysis. The coding region runs from base 1 to 1872 and encodes 623 amino acids.
AUGGCCGGGCGCAUCCAUCGACUACAAGCAGGUACAGCAUUUCCUCCACGGGCUCAGUGCAGCAAGCUUUGGCCGGUACCCUUGUUCAGACCCUCGUACUUACGCAGCAGGACUACAAAGACGUCAAUUUGCGAGGUCACCCCCGGUGUUAAGGCGUGGAGCGGCUACGUCUCGCUUCCAGCAUCAGUUCAAAAUCAAGUUGAGCAUACACGUGCUUCAUUCGACGUCAACUUGUUCUUCUGGUACUUUGAGUCACGCCACGAUGCGGCAAAUGCGCCAACAGCUAUCUACCUUGGUGGUGGUCCGGGGUACACGUCCCUGGAUUCCAUGUCUGGGUUUCCAUGCAACAUAAACAACGAUUCCAAUAGCACAACCCUAAAUGCGUUCUCCUGGAAUAAUAAUGUGAACAUGCUAUACAUUGAUCAGCCGGUAGGAACCAGCUUUUCUUACGCGACCAUCCAAAACGGAACCUUGGACGUUGCGAACCGUGGCCCGCCAGUUUUUACACCGCUUCAGAACAGGUCACAGCUCAAGACGAAUGCGACUUUGAUGGCUGCGACAUUGGAUCCUCGGCCUCUGGAAACCACACAAAAUACAACCGCGCAGGCUGCCCGGACCAUCUGGCAAUUUGCCCAGAUUUGGUUCCAAGAGUUUCCAAAAUACAAAACUACGAACAAAAAGAUUUCAAUUUGGGGCACAUCCUACGGAGGAUUUUGGAGCACCGGAUUCAUGUCGCAUUUCAUUACACAAAACAAGCUCAUUGCAGCCAAUCAGCACAAGAACGAGAACGCGACAGUUCUUCCACUGGGUAUCCUAGGCAUUGCCAACGGGUGUAUUGAUACGCGUGUUGAAGCAUUUGGAUAUCCCCAUCUGGCCUAUAACAACACAUACGGAAUCCAGGUCUAUAACGAGAGUAUGUAUAACGAAGUGAUGCAGCAGGUAGUUGCCCCCAAGACCGGAUGUUACGAUGCGGUAGACGAAUGCAGAGCUUUGGCAAAGGAAGGCGACCCUCAUGGCUAUGGCAAUAAUGAAACGGUAAACCAGGCUUGUCUGUUCGCCACGGAGGCUUGUUUCGGAAAGGUGCUCUCACCUUACAUGGAGGUUUCCAAUAUUUCAUCAUUCGACAUCACUUACCUCAACAUUACAUCGGAUGCGACCGAUUACUUCAAUGGGUUCUUCAACCAACGUUGGGUGCAGGAAGACUUGGCUGUCCGUGUCAACUUCACGGGCAAUGACUAUUCAUAUCAGACUGCGCUCCUUGCCCAGACCGGUAAUGUCAUGGUAGGGGACAUUUCUCUCCUUGAACAUGUCUUGGAUAAUGGGGUUGGUGUGGCAUUGGUGUUUGGCGAUCGCGACUACAAGUGCAACUGGAUUGGUGCCGAGAACAUCUCUCUUAGUAUGGAUUAUUCCGCGGCCGCAUCUUUCCGCCAAGCCGGUUACACUGACAUACAGACCAAUUCCUCAUACAAAGGCGGACUUGUGCGGCAGCACGGCAACGUAUCUUUCUCUCGUGUUUUUGACGCCGGACACGCUGUUGCUGCGUAUCAACCACAGACUGUUUAUGAGAUAUUCGAGAGAAGCAUGUUUCGAAAGGACAUUGCAACUGGAGCGCAGGAUGUGAACGACAGCUUCAGUACAAAAGGGCCACUCAGCAGCUGGGCGACUAAAAACUCCGUGUAUUCGGACUCACCUGAGAAUGUGUGUUACACAUAUGUUGCGACAGACACGUGCACAGAUGAGCAGUUGGGUGCUCUUGCUAACGGAACAGCCGUUAUUGUUAAUUUCGUGGUAACAACACCUGCGGGAACAAGACUCAAGCACAGCUCGGGUGAACGGGGAACAAACGGAACGGUAGCUGGUUGUUCCAGCUGA